This is a messenger RNA of Naegleria lovaniensis, 1578 nucleotides long. RefSeq lists its product as uncharacterized. NCBI's taxonomy places the organism in Eukaryota, Heterolobosea, Eutetramitea, Acrasida, Naegleriidae. Bases 1 to 1578 code for a protein of 525 amino acids. Gene Ontology annotation, biological process: protein modification by small protein removal. The record is from RefSeq and is a predicted model, not a curated record. Gene Ontology annotation, molecular function: peptidase activity. The transcript is spliced from 2 exons.
AUGUCAAGGACUCACAAAGUAGAACUCUAUGUCUAUGACCUUUCCAUGGGUCUUGCAUCCGCCUUCUCUCAACAAUUUACUGGUAAACAUUUUCCUGGCAUUUGGCACACAAGUAUUGUCGUUUAUCAACAAGAAUACUUUUUUGGUGGAGGUGUUCAACGAAUGACUCCACUCACCACUCCGUAUGGACAACCAGUUCGUAUCAUUCAUUUGGGUGAUACUCAAAUCGAUCAAUCACUCUUUGAAGAUUAUGUUCACAAUAUUGGACAAACUCGAUUCCGAAUGGAUCAAUACAAUCUCUUUGAGAAUAAUUGUAAUAACUUUACGAAUGAAUGUGCUAACUUUUUAUUAGGAUCUUCCAUUCCUGAUGAUAUAUUGGGAUUACCACGUGAAUUCUUUCAAACACCAUUGGGUCAAAUGGUAAAACCAAUGAUUGAUCAAAUGAUGGGUGGAAGUGCACAUCCACCAGCAGAAAUGAUGAUGCAACCACCACCACCUUCACCAUUGGGCACUGGUGCUAUGAAUAAUUUGGCUCAAAUGAUGAAUAAUCCACUCGUCUCACAAAUGAUGAAUCAAAUGAUGAAUCAAAUGGGUAAUAUGGGUAAUGCUUUUGGUCCGUUUAACAAUGUCACUUCUCCUACUACUUUUACUUCUACAACAACGAGUGGUGGUAAUACUGGUGGUAAUACUGGUGAUGGACUUGAAAUUUAUCGAUAUAACAAAUCCAAUGUUCCUCAAGUCAUGACCAAAUUGAAAUCAACCAAUGCUCAAUUGGUUGAUGAUAUGAAUGGUGAUACUAGAAUAUUAAAUCAAUUAGAACAAUAUUUACAAUUACCACAUCAACAAGACAAGUCCACUCUCAUUUCAGAUCAAACAUUUAUUGUAUUAGAGAAGUUAUUGAAACAUACCAAAGAAAGUGAUGCAUUUCCAAUUUUAGAUUUAUUAAGAUUACUUGUAUUGACAUCAAAAUAUGCAAAAGAAAUUACCAUUGGAUCACACAAGAAUGUGAUGCAAAUCAUUGAAGAGAGAUUUGUCUCACAAUUUUCAACUUGCUCAAUGCCUACACAAUUAAUGGUUAUGAGAUUGUAUUGUAAUUUAUUUGAUCGAUACUAUCAAUCGAAUACAAGCAUUCCAGACACUGUGCGAUUUAUUAUUGAAGAAAAUGGAGGAUCUGAACAACAUCAACAACAACAACAACAACGAUUAACACGAUUGGUCGAUAUGAUUUCAACAUCACUCACUUCAGAAUUGGAAGGUUUACGUUUAACUGCAACAUCACUCUCAUGUAAUUUAUCAUUGUAUUUACCACAACGAAAUUCAGAUGAAGAGAUUCAAUUAUUGUCAUCCAUGUUAGAAUUUCUUCCCAAUGAGAAGAGUAAGGAUGUUGCAUUCCGCAUGUUAUUAACCAUUUAUAGAAUUAUGAAAGAUUCCAAUAAUAAUGAGGAAAAGAAAGAAAUUGCACGUGCUCUCAUUACAGAUCCUUCUACACUAUUCUCGACUGCACCUGGUGUGAAACAGUUACAAAGUUCUGAAGAAUUGCAAUUACUUGCACAGGUCAAGAAGGUAUUGGGAUUUUAA